Messenger RNA from Neoarthrinium moseri, 1617 nucleotides. RefSeq lists its product as uncharacterized. The transcript has a single exon. Gene Ontology annotation, molecular function: protein binding. The record is from RefSeq and is a predicted model, not a curated record. NCBI's taxonomy places the organism in Eukaryota, Fungi, Ascomycota, Sordariomycetes, Amphisphaeriales, Apiosporaceae. The coding region runs from base 1 to 1617 and encodes 538 amino acids.
AUGUCCACCAGCUCAUCACCGGCCACUUCGCCUCCAGCAGUCUCGUCGCCUUCAUCCUCGGCGAACCCCAAUCACCCCGCGCUUCCUCCGCUGAUAACGUCGCCGCCUGCCCGGCGCACCAACCUACCGCGCCCAAUGUCGCACGCUUCCAAGAACCGCCUGUCGCAAUACUCGACGGGCUCCGUCCCCUCCCGGUCACGACCGCCCUCUUACCUCUUUCCCAUCUUCCAUUCUAGCCUCACUUACACGAUUGUGCGCGACUUUGCAUACCCGCCUGUCCACCCUAUGCACUAUGGCCCGCCGCCCGAGGGUUCAAGGCCACCUUCUGGCAUGACCACGCCGGCAAGCGAGUCGCGACGACUGUCGGAUCCUUCCGCAUCUUGGGAGAGCAAGUUGGGCUGGGAUUGGACCUCUGAUGGUGGCUUGGGGAAGGGAGGAGAGUUGGCGCCCAUCCACUUCGGCGAUGGUCCGCCCUGGAGCGAGGACGAAGACUUGCAGAGCCCGGUCGUCAGCUCGCGGCACAAGAAACACAAAUCAUCAUCCGCUGCUCUAGGCCACAGCAAAGGACGGGCCUCGCAGGACGCGCACCGGGGUCAGGAUGUCGGCCAUGGCGGAGCCUCGAUACUGAACCCCGAAAACUAUGAUACCGAUAGGGGCUACUAUGUCAGUACAAGCGGGGAUGGGAGCGAGCGGUACUAUAUCAACCAGGGUGGCGAGGCGAACGGCCCCGGAGGGGAUAUCGUCACAUAUCCACCCGGCGAGGCGCGGCAUUCCGUGCAAGGCGCCUACUCCGGAGCCGACCGAGCGAAGAGGCACUAUGGAGGGCGCGAUGCUGGAUACGAGUCGGAGCACUCGAGCCCAGCCUCUUCUCCGAGCUUCAACGCUUACGAUGAGUCUCGCUAUUCGAAGGACUACCAGUUUACCAUUACUUCGCCAGACGAGGAGAUGCACGGCAAGGCGGUAGCCCUGUUUGAUUUUCAGAGGGAGAACGAGAACGAGCUGCCACUGGUUGAGGGCCAGAUCAUAUGGGUAUCCUAUAGGCAUGGGCAAGGGUGGCUUGUUGCCGAGGACCCAAAAACACAAGAAAGCGGGCUCGUGCCCGAGGAGUAUGUCCGCCUGUUACGGGACAUUGAAGGCGGUAUGAACAGUCUCACGGGUCAACUCGAGGGCCCGGGGACUCCGAACGAUGUUGGCACUCCCACCCAAGCCGACCACGGCCCGCAAUUUGGCCACACGCCUACCCCCAGCACGGGCAGCGGCAACUCCAAUGGCUACCACCAACCCGUAGUGUCUACCUUCUCCACAUCGAGCAAGGACCUCAACCCGUAUCCACAGCAUCUACUGGGAUCUCAGGCUGGACAGCCUCCUCCGCAGGUCGUUCACUACCAUGGCCAACGUGGCGGAAGCCAGGCUAACACUCCCACUGUGCAGUCAUCCUUCGAACCGGGAUUCGGACGUCGAGGUAGUCGAGGAAGUCAAGACAUCCCCAGGCGGAGCGACUCGACUUCGGCGAAGGGGCCGGGCCUAGAGACGCUGCCCGACAAGCGACUUCAGUCGCCGGUGGAAGAAUCGGACUCGGAUGGGAGCGAUGAGGCUGAACAGGCACCGAAGCCAUGA